Molecule: messenger RNA, 435 nt
Organism: Phytophthora sojae
Lineage: Eukaryota; Oomycota; Peronosporomycetes; Peronosporales; Peronosporaceae
Exons: 2
Coding region: 1-435 (144 amino acids)
Source: RefSeq, a predicted model, not a curated record
AUGACGACGACGUCGUCGCGCAAAUCCCAGCGCAGACCCGCGGGCGGCGUGUUCGAGCACCUCAAGCUGGACGAGCAAAGCAGCAAGGUGUUCGAGAGCCCGGAGUUGGGGACGUGGCUUUCGUUUGUGACCACCAUGACGACGCGGAAGAAGACCCCGGACGAGUUUGCAGCCAUUUCCGUAUUGGAGAAACAGUUUUCUGGCGAUUUGGAGCUGGCUAGGGCGCUAGUGGGGGCGAAGAUCGACCCGGCGAUGAAGAACUCCAUCAACCGUAACGAGAUCCUCGAGUUACAGCAGUUGCAGUUCAAACAGUGGCUUGGAAAAGAUCUGACUCCCGACAGGUUGGAUAUGAAGUUUGCGGUGCGUCAUUUCGACAAGAGAAAUCUCGAUGUGGUUCUCGGCUACCACGACGUCUGCAAGGCCCGCAAGCCUUGA